Molecule: messenger RNA, 3089 nt
Organism: Hyalella azteca
Lineage: Eukaryota; Metazoa; Arthropoda; Malacostraca; Amphipoda; Hyalellidae
Exons: 8
Coding region: 622-2505 (627 amino acids)
Source: RefSeq, a predicted model, not a curated record
CCUAAAACAACGUAUACUACCUCUACUGGAAUUGAUGAUGAAAUUGAAGUGCUGGAAAUUUUGACACAGCCUUCUGGGCUAAAUUCUCAUAGAAGAGAUUGCAGCUACUUGGGCGAGUCUUCUAGCAGAUCAGGAAUUUUAAACUUGCACGAUGUGAAGAAUGAAGAUGACUGUUGCAUAACUGAAGUGCAAAAAAAUGUAGCAAAGAGCAGUUUUUUUAAUAACCUGCCCAAAGCUCUGUUUGACUCAAAGCCAUCUGUAAGCCAGCUCAAUCUAAAGACUGAAGACGUUAAUUUGAAGCUAGGGCUGCUCAAGUUUGAGAAAGACCUCCAAAAAGUACUUGCAGCACAUAACUUGGGAUCUGCUUCAGCUAACCCAAUUUCUUCCUUGAAGUUGGAAACUCCUGAUGCUGAAGAUGACAAGAAGUUUAAUGUUAAAUUAGAACCUCUCAAGAUUGAGUUGGCCACAAAAGAAAAUGCUGAAGUAAACAAAGCAUUAGAUUUGCCUCUUAAUGGUACCAUCCCUCCUCUGACGUGUUCCAGUCCUGCUUCAGCUCCUGCUCCUCCUUGCCAGGCACCAACUGAAGGCCUUGUCAAUACCUCUGUUGAUUCGUCGUUGUCUAUGUCUUCCAAUUCAGAAAAUGGUUUCACCGGAGGAAGAAUUCCCCAUUGGUUAACACGCAAUAUGAUGGGGAAAUUUUUGGAAAGAAGUUAUUCUUGUCGUGAAAUAUUUGGAAGUUCUCUUGACUGUUGCUUCCCGACUCAGCUUGAUCCUGUGCUUGCUCCCUACUGCAGAGUUCAAAAAAGCACUGAAGCCAGUCUUUACUGUGCCAGUGUCCAUCAGAGCAAACUACUGGGCUUUAAAGUUAAUUCUACACCCGCCACAACGCCCUCGUCUAUAAACUCUGAACAAUCCUUAUGUGGGAGCCAAAAAGUAGACAAUGAGCAGUCCCUUUCCACAGCUCCAAAUUGCAGUAAUGUAAAAGGAUGCGGUGUCAAUGAAAAUGAAAUUGAAGUUGUGAUUAAUAGUUUGCUGUGGCUCAGACUUUCGGUAACUCCUCUGCAUUUCCCCGACGCUGAAAUGAUUGGGGAUAUGCUGUCGCGAUAUGUUCUAAACUGUGGCACAAGUCGCGUGCAGUCACAAGCUCUGUCUGUGGCUCACCACAUCUUGGCCCUGAUGCCACCAUCGUCGGCCACGCGGGACUACUACACCGCGCUGUUGCGCGCCAUCGUUACGGCUGCUCCUGGUCAAUGCAAGAAGGAAGUGCCUAUGGGAGAUUCGGCGUGGACGCUGCUGGAGCGCGUGGCAUGCUUGCUUGGUGGUUCAUCUUGUGAAUUUUUCCCUCAAGACGAGCUGCACCGUCAACAAGUCACUUACGAACUCUGGCAAUGUCAACAACACCUGCUUGAUCUUUUGGCUUUUGUUUUAAGUGUCUUGGACCUCGACAUGUGCGCCUGGAAAACAUAUGCCAGAUCCACGGCCGCAACGCCUGUAGAAGAGCUCAUCAGCUAUCGGCUAGUUUUUGGCUACUCGACAAACCCAGCAGUGCUGCCCAAAUCUGCCCUGAAGACCUUGAAGCUCUGGCUUAGUCUCACUCCCUGCGCCACCCAGUUUCAGUCUCUGCGUAUGCUCAGGCUUACCUGCUCAAGGUUUAUAGCGCUUAUGCUUGAGCUGGUGUGGCUAUAUCAUGGUCAGCAAGCUCCUGUUAAGGCAGAAAAGAUGGAAGAGUUGCUCGCUGGAGCGCUUUCCGUCCAGGACAGUCGCCUCGCACCUCUCGUCACCGCCAUGACUGUCGAGAUCAAAGGUAUGAAGUUCGUCAAGAUCUACAACCUCGUACGGGAAGUUCCAGUAUCUCGCCACCGUUAUUUUCUCUCGAAUUUGUUGCUCUCGAUCUACUCACCCGCGAGCAGCAAAAACAACAACAAUGAAUCCGUGCCCGUUGUUAUGGGCGUGGGACUCAGUGUCCUACAAAACAUGAUAAAAGUUCUUUCUGACGAAUGCUGUGCCUGCCGUGAUUCCACACGCGGCGAAGGGACCAUGUCGGUAAAUGGGGAGGCAAAUUGCUGCACUGGUCGCCAGGUUGACCUCAACCACAAGGAAAAAGUCUCUGUGUUAUUUCAAAAAAUCAUGUCGUACAUUCAAUUCACAGGAGCCAUUCAUGUCGUGAGACGAGCCACAAUCGAAAGUCUCAAGAAGAAAGUCAAGUUAUCCGCUAAUCAUGACAGAAGAGGGAAUUCUCUUUCAGAGAAUGAUUGUUCUUUCGGUUCUAGAAGCAGUAGUUGCUCUUCUGAUUGCCAAGAUCCUCCACAACUCGCUGAUGAGAUUUUCUAUGAUGUUUAUGGUAGAGCUCUCGCUAAGGAUUAUUUGACCGCGUGCACUGCGCGAUUUUCUUCAGAUCGCAAAAUGAUGAUCGGUAAACAGCGUACAUUUAGUGAACUCUUGGAGUGUUGUGAACACAUUUUCAUGUUGAAGAUGCCUCUUGUUCUUCUGUACUUCAAAAUUUAGUCAUGGAAUUAGUGAAUAACGGAAAUUUAGUGCAUAACGUUACCAUUAAUUUUAUUAUUUCAUGAGCAUAGGAUCUGAUAUUGUUCAUUCCUAAUCUUAGUUUUGUUAUAUUUUUGCCCUUGUAGUUGCCGCUCUUUUGCAAGGGUUCGAUGUAUUAAUAUUUACCAGCCAAUCAUUUUCGUCUUAAUACUACUUAUUUAGUAUACAUUCUUCAUUGUAUAUUUUAGGUUUAUGUUACUGAAAGUGAAAGGUCAGUUUAAUUUUAAUGCUGGUUCUAAACUUUUAGUUAGUUAUGCAUUUAGAAAAACAGUUUUGUGCAUGAUUGCAAACUUUAAAUCGUUUGUCCGUUAUUUUCGUUCCUCGACUAGUCACAAGCCUGUAUUGGUACUGUAAUACUCUAAUUUUCUUUAGAACCUAAUAAGAACAGUCAAGUUAUUUUUCAAACUGCGUUUAAUUGUUUUCCACUCUUCCUGCUUGCUUGUUGAGAAAUGUUCGGAAAAAAGCUGAAACUUGUUAAUUGUGCUGAUUGCUGUACUUGUUUUGAAUAGUUCUUUUCGAUCUUAAUGUAUCAAUUUAUAAUAGCG